AUGGACAGUCCACGCGACACCGACGACGAUUUUGAUAACUCGAGCGACGAGUCGUGGAUUGAGUGGUUCUGUGGGUUAGAUGGAAACCAGUACUUGUGUGAGGUCGACGAAGACUUCAUAGAUGACGAAUUUAACAUCUAUGGCCUUUCGUCGUACUUCACUUACUACCAAGAGGCUCUAGACGUCAUUAUGUCUGUCGCGGAGCCCGAGUCCUUUGUCGAUAAAGACAUUCUGCUGAUUAAAAAAGAGGCUGCGCUACUUUACGGACUUAUUCACGCUCGUUACAUACUAACAUCGAGUGGCCUUAAAAAGAUGUAUGCAAAAUACCGAAAAGGUGAGUUUGGAGGGUGCCCACGAGUGCUUUGUGACAAUCACGCCGUUCUUCCUGUUGGAACGUCUGACAUUCCAUACAUCGGCGAGACGAAAUUGUUCUGUCCGAAGUGUGGAGAGGAGUAUUCAAUUCCUCAAGGCUUUGUGGGGUCUUCACUCGACGGUUCGUACUUUGGAACGACGUUCCCACACCUUUUGAUGCUCAAUGUCCAAGGAAUACAAGAGGCACAAAAGUACAAACCAACUGUUUUUGGUUUUCUUGUCAGAAAAGAAGCUGCACCCCCUGGUGUUUUUCGGCGAACCAAAGAAAGACUGUGUGUGUUCGAUGUGUAA
Molecule: messenger RNA, 663 nt
Organism: Entamoeba invadens IP1
Lineage: Eukaryota; Evosea; Mastigamoebida; Endamoebidae
Product: casein kinase II subunit beta-3, putative
Exons: 2
Coding region: 1-663 (220 amino acids)
Cellular component (GO): protein kinase CK2 complex; cytoplasm
Molecular function (GO): protein kinase regulator activity
Source: RefSeq, a predicted model, not a curated record